GAGAGAGAGAGAGAGAGAGAGCAAAAGAGACGAAAGAGGAGAGAGCGCGCUAGCCUGAAGAGAGGUUGCAGCGGACAGGCGGUUUUUGCAAAGCUGCUACGACCAGGAUAAGCACCGGUUCUUGUUAAGUCAACCUUAAAGCAGCUGGAAUAAGCAGCAACCAUGUCGGCUGCAGAUAAGUACCUGUACGUGGACCGCACCGUAGUGAACAACCCGCUGGCGCAGGCGGACUGGGCCAGUAAGAAGCUGGUGUGGGUUCCGUCGGAGCGGCUGGGUUUCGAGGCCGGCUCGGUGAAGGAGGAGCAUGGAGACGAGGUGAUGGUGGAGCUCGCUGACUCCGGCAAGAAAGUGCGAGUCAACAAGGAUGACAUCCAGAAAAUGAACCCGCCCAAGUUCAACAAGGUGGAGGACAUGGCCGAGCUGACGUGCCUGAACGAGGCGUCCGUGCUGCACAACCUGAAGGAGAGAUACUACUCAGGCCUCAUCUACACGUAUUCUGGGCUGUUCUGUGUGGUGAUAAACCCCUACAAGAACCUGCCCAUCUACUCAGAGGAGAUCGUGGACAUGUACAAGGGCAAAAAGAGACACGAGAUGCCGCCCCACAUCUACGCCAUCACAGACACGGCCUACAGGAGCAUGAUGCAAGAUCGUGAGGACCAGUCCAUCCUGUGCACGGGUGAAUCUGGUGCAGGAAAAACAGAAAACACCAAGAAGGUUAUUCAGUAUCUGGCCCACGUGGCCUCCUCUCACAAGACCAAGAAAGACCAGAGCAGCUCGGUCCUGACACAUGGGGAGCUGGAGAAGCAGCUGCUGCAGGCAAACCCCAUCCUCGAGGCCUUCGGUAACGCCAAAACCGUCAAGAAUGACAACUCCUCACGAUUCGGCAAAUUCAUCAGAAUCAACUUUGACGUUAACGGUUACAUUGUUGGAGCCAACAUCGAGACCUACCUUCUGGAGAAAUCCCGCGCCAUCCGCCAGGCCCGUGAGGAGCGAACCUUCCACGUCUUCUACUACAUGCUGACCGGAGCAGGAGACAAACUGCGCUCCGAACUGUGUCUGGAGAGCUACAGCAAGUACCGCUUCCUGUCCAAUGGCAACGUCACCAUCCCAGGCCAGCAGGACAAAGACAUGUUCACCGACACCCUGGAGGCCAUGCGCAUCAUGGGCUUCCCUGAAGAGGAGCAGAUCGGUUUGCUGCGUGUGGUCUCCUCUGUGCUGCAGCUAGGAAACAUUAGCUUUAAGAAGGAGCGCCACUCAGACCAGGCCUCCAUGCCCGAUGACACGGCGGCCCAGAAAGUGUGCCACCUGAUGGGCAUGAACGUGACUGACUUCACCCGGGCCAUUCUGACCCCGAGGAUCAAGGUAGGCCGGGAUUAUGUGCAGAAGGCCCAGACUCAGGAGCAGGCCGAGUUCGCCAUCGAGGCUCUCGCCAAAGCCACCUAUGAGAGGAUGUUCCGCUGGCUCGUCAUGCGCAUCAACAAAGCCCUGGACAAGACCAAGCGCCAGGGGGCCUCCUUCAUCGGCAUCCUGGAUAUCGCCGGCUUCGAGAUCUUUGAGCUGAACUCCUUCGAGCAACUGUGCAUCAACUACACCAACGAGAAGCUGCAGCAGCUGUUCAACCACACCAUGUUCAUCCUGGAGCAGGAGGAGUACCAGCGCGAGGGCAUCGAGUGGAGCUUCAUCGACUUCGGCCUGGACUUGCAGCCCUGCAUCGACCUUAUUGAGAAACCUGCGAGUCCCCCUGGUAUCCUGGCUCUGCUGGAUGAGGAGUGCUGGUUCCCCAAAGCCACAGACAAGAGCUUCGUGGAGAAGGUGCUGCAGGAGCAGGGCACACACCCCAAAUUCUUCAAACCCAAGAAACUGAAGGACGAGGCUGACUUCUGCAUCAUUCACUACGCUGGCAAGGUGGACUACAAAGCUGAUGAGUGGCUGAUGAAGAACAUGGACCCUCUGAACGAUAACGUGGCCACGCUGCUCAACCAGUCUACUGAUAAGUUUGUGUCUGAGCUGUGGAAGGACGUGGACCGUAUCGUGGGUCUGGAUAAGGUGGCCGGGAUGUCGGAGCUGCCCGGAGCAUUUAAGACCCGUAAGGGAAUGUUCCGGACUGUGGGUCAGCUCUACAAAGAGCAGCUCUCCAAACUGAUGGCCACCCUAAGAAACACCAACCCCAACUUUGUGCGCUGCAUCAUCCCCAACCACGAGAAGAAGGCUGGUAAGCUGGACCCUCACCUGGUCCUGGACCAGCUCAGGUGUAAUGGUGUUCUGGAAGGAAUCCGUAUCUGCAGACAGGGCUUCCCCAACCGCAUCGUCUUCCAGGAGUUCAGACAGAGAUAUGAGAUUCUCACCCCUAACUCCAUCCCUAAAGGCUUCAUGGAUGGUAAACAGGCCUGCGUGCUGAUGAUCAAAGCUCUGGAGCUGGACCCUAACCUGUACCGGAUUGGGCAGAGUAAGGUGUUCUUCCGUGCUGGAGUUCUGGCCCACCUGGAAGAGGAGAGAGACAUGAAGAUCACUGACGUCAUCAUCAGCUUCCAGGCCUGGUGCCGUGGAUACGUGGCUCGCAAGGCAUUUGCUAAGAGGCAGCAGCAGUUGACGGCCAUGAAGGUGAUCCAGAGAAACUGUGCCGCCUACCUGAAACUCAGGAACUGGCAGUGGUGGAGACUCUUCACCAAGGUGAAGCCUCUGCUCCAGGUGAGCCGACAGGAGGAGGAGAUGCAGGCAAAGGACGAGGAGCUCACCAAGGUCCGGGAGAAGCAACAGGUAGCCGAGAAACAGCUGGAGGAGAUGGAGGUCAAACAGCAGCAGUUGAACGCAGAGAAGCUGGCUCUGCAGGAGCAGCUGCAGGCUGAGAUGGACCUCUGCGCCGAGGCGGACGAGAUGAGGAACCGACUGGUGGCGAAAAAGCAGGAGCUGGAGGAGAUCCUGCACGACCUGGAGGCUCGCGUGGAGGAGGAGGAGGAGAGAGCCACUCAGCUGCAGACAGAGAAGAAGAAGAUGCAGCAGAACAUCACGGAUCUGGAGCAGCAGCUGGAUGAGGAGGAGGCGGCCCGGCAGAAGCUGCAGCUGGAGCGCGUCACUCUGGAGGCCAAAAUGAAGAAGGUGGAGGAGGACGUCAUGAUGCUGGACGACCAAAACAACAAACUGAAUAAGGAGAAGAAGCUUCUGGAAGAGAGAAUUGCCGAGUUCACCACCAACCUGGCAGAGGAGGAGGAGAAAUCCAAGAGUCUGCAGAAGCUGAAGAACAAACAUGAGGCCAUGAUCACCGACCUGGAGGAUCGUCUGCGCAGGGAGGAGAAGUUGCGGCAGGAGCUGGAGAAGAACCGCAGGAAGUUGGAGGGCGACUCCACAGAGCUUCACGACCAGAUCGCUGAGCUGCAGGCCCAGAUCGCCGAGCUCCGUGCUCAGCUGGCCAAGAAGGAGGAGGAGCUCCAGGAGGCUCUGGCCAGAAUUGAGGAGGAAGCAGCGCAGAAGAAUCUGGCUCAGAAGAAGAUCCGUGAGCUGGAGGCUCAGCUGAGUGAGCUGCAGGAGGACCUGGAGCUGGAGCGUGCCGCCCGCGCUAAAGCCGAGAAACACCGGCGUGACCUGGGGGAGGAGCUGGAGGCCCUGAAGACCGAGCUGGAGGACACUCUGGACUCCACUGCUGCCCAGCAGGAGCUCAGAACAAAGCGUGAGACAGAAGUAGCCCAGCUGAAGAAGACUCUGGAGGAUGAAGCUAAAGUACAUGAGCAGGUGGUGGUGGAGAUGAGGCAGAAACACGGGCAGGCCUUUGACGAACUCAACGAGCAGCUGGAGCAGGCCAAGAGGAACAAGGCGUCGGUGGAAAAGACUAAGCAGGCUUUGGAGUCUGAGCGUAAUGAGCUGCAGAUCGAGCUGCAGACACUGAUGCAGGGAAAGGGCGAGUCUGAGCACCGCAGGAAGAAGGCCGAGGCUCAGGUGCAGGAGCUGCAGGUCAAACAUGCCGAGAGCGAGAAGGCCAGAGCCGAACUUUCUGAGAAAGUGGCCAAGAUGCAGGCAGAGCUGGAUAACGUAAACAGUUUGCUGAGUGACGUGGAGGGAAAAUCCAUCAAAGCAUCCAAAGACUGCUCAGCAGUGGAGUCUCAGCUGCAGGACGUCCAGGAGCUGCUCCAGGAGGAGACCCGUCAGAAGCUGUCUAUGGGCACGCGACUCCGGCAGCUGGAGGACGAGCAGAACAGCCUGAGAGAACAGCUGGAGGAGGAAGAGGAGGCCAGGAAGAAUGUGGAGAAGCAGCUGCAGACCUCACAGGCCCAGGUGACUGAGAUGCGUAAGAAGAUGGAGGUGGAGGCGGGAUCACUGGAGAGCGCAGAGGAAAAUAAGAAGCGCCUGCAGCGCGACCUGGAGUCCGUCACCCAGCGGCUGGAUGAGAGGAACCUGGCCUACGACAAGCUGGACAAGACCAAGACCCGCCUGCAGCAGGAGUUGGACGACCUGCUGGUGGAUCAGGACCACCUGCGUCAGAUCGUCUCCAACCUGGAGAAGAAGCAGAAGAAGUUUGACCAGAUGCUGGCGGAGGAGAAGUCCAUCUCCGCUCGUUUCGCAGAGGAGCGGGACAAAGCCGAGGCUGAGGCUCGAGAGAAGGAGACCCGGGCGUUAGCUCUGACCCGUGAGCUCGAGACCAUUUCAGACAUGAAGGAUGAGCUGGACCGCGCCAACAAGCUGCUCCGGGCCGAGAUGGAGGACCUGGUCUCCUCCAAAGACGACGUUGGCAAGAGCGUGCAUGAGUUGGAGAAGUCAAAGCGUGGGAUGGAGCAGCAGCUGGAGGAGAUGCGCACACAGCUGGAGGAGCUGGAGGACGAGCUGCAGGCCACCGAGGACGCCAAGCUGAGACUGGAGGUCAACAUGCAGGCCAUGAAGGCGCAGUACGAGCGCGACCUGGCUGGCAGGGAUGAGAUGGGUGAAGAGAAGAAGAGGCAGCUGGUCAAACAGGUGCGGGAGAUGGAGAUGGAGCUGGAGGAUGAGAGGAAGCAGCGCUCACUGGCUGUGGCAGCCCGCAAGAAGCUGGAGCUGGACCUGAAGGAGCUGGAGGCGGCCAUCGACCAGGCCAACAAGAACCGCGACGAGGCUCUCAAACAGCUGAGGAAACUGCAGGCUCAGAUGAAGGAUUUGUUGCGGGAGCUGGAUGACACUCGUCUGUCCAGGGAGGAGAUUCUGGCCCAGAGCAAAGAGAACGAGAAGAAGGUCAAGAGCAUGGAGGCUGAAAUGAUCCAAAUGCAGGAGGAACUGGCUGCAGCAGAGCGGGUGAAGAGACAGGCUCAGCAGGAGAGAGACGAGCUGCAGGACGAGAUUAACAACCAGGCCAGCAAGACAGCUCUGGCUAUAGAGGAGAAACGCCGUCUGGAGGCGAGAAUCGCUCAGCUAGAGGAGGAGCUGGAGGAGGAGCAGGGCAACACUGAGCUCGUCAACGACCGGCUAAAGAGAGCCCUGCUGCAGACGGAUCAGAUCAAUGUGGAGCUGACGGCCGAGCGCAGUACCUCUCAGCGUCUGGAGGGGGCACGCUCACAGUUCGAGCGCCAGAACAAGGAGCUGAAACUGAAACUGACCGAGAUGGAGGGAACAGUGAAGAGCAAGUACAAGGCCACCAUCGCCGCCCUGGAGGCCAAAAUCGCACAGCUGGAAGAACAGCUGGAUGUUGAGACCAGAGAGAGGCAGACAGCGUCUAAGAUGGUGCGCCGCACAGAGAAGAAGCUGAAGGAGGUCAUUCUGCAGGUCGAUGAUGAGAGACGCAACUCUGAACAGUACAAAGAUCAGUCGGAGAAGCUGAACAGCCGUAUGAAGCAGCUGAAGAGGCAGCUGGAGGAGGCUGAGGAGGAGGCUCAGAGAGCUAAUGCUAACCGCAGGAAACUGCAGCGCGAGCUGGAGGACGCCACCGAGUCGGCCGACGCCAUGAACCGCGAGGUUAGCUCACUGAAGAGCAAACUCAGGCGUGGCGACCUGCCCUUCACCAUGCGCCGCAUCGUCAGUCGCGCCGGCAUCGAGAGCGACGAAGAGGCCGAGGCCAAGAGCGAGACCCCCGAACCCAAACCAGAGUAACCUAAAGCUCACAGUGCCACCUGCUGGCUGCAGUGGUGAAGAACAGCAGCCUUUAUUUCCUACAUGUGCAAACAAACAGACACACUCAUACAUACAAACACACGUAAACACACACACACAUACUCAGAUAUACACACAUUUGGACCACACUGUCCACUGGAACUCAGAGAUGCACACAUUUUUAGUGCCAUAGCAAAUUCUCACACACACUUACUUCUGUUCCAUUGACAAUCAACACUUCCAACAAAGUUAUUCGUCACUCAGCCAAGGACCAAAUUUGUCUUUGUCGUUUUUUUCUGUUUUGUUUUGUUCUCUGGGAUUAAAAAGAUACUGAAUGAUAUUUUUGUAAGGAGACGUUGCGGUUCUCGUGGGCUCAUUCCUGGAUCUAUUUUUCUAAUUGAAGUCAAAGGAAUGCGAAGAAAUGUUUAAGAAUAAAUAAUAAAUGAAUGAAUUAAGUUGGUAAAAGUGAAGAACAGAAACUGCUGGGGGACCAAAAAUAUGUGGAGGCUCUCUAUAGAAGUGUAUUUUAUUCUGACGUUUUUUUUAUAAUGGUAUGAGGAUGAAAGUAUACUACCCAGUUAUAACGGCUGCAUUCUCUCUCUCUUUAUCUCUCUUUAUCUCUCUUUAUCUCUCUCUCGUCUGUUUUGGUAAAUUAGAGGCACUUGUACUAUAUAAAAGCAGCUGCAUCUUCCACACUUUUUGUGCUUUUCUGGGCUUAAUGAAGGUUGAAAUAAUAUUCUCUUAAAUAAAUAAUAAAUAAAUAAAGGCUCUAUAAAGUGUUUGAGAAGAACAUUAAGAUUAAGAUUCUUUUAAAGGUGGAUAUUGUGGUUCCUUAACACUGUAAAGGUUCUAAACACCCAGACGCCUGGUCCUUUAUGGAACCAUAAAUGGUUAUUUUAUGACAUCCCUAAAAGAAGAACCCUUUGUAGCACCUUUAUUUAAAAGAGUGUAUUUACUAUGCAACCACUGACAGUGCACCGCAACGCGUAACUGACAUCAGUGCAUCAGUAACAGGAAUAGGAUUCUGUAUGUCUCCGCACUGAGCAAUACCACUGAUCUGAUUGGAUCAAAUCAACUCACCAACACACACACACACACACUGACCGCUGCAGUGGUGAAGGAUAAGAUAAGAAGGAGAAAGCCGGGCGAUGCACGCGCUCAUACAAACAGCACUCUGCACUGUAGCCUUAAAGUCGGAUGCGUUCUAAUGUUCCGACUUUUCUGAUAUCCAAUCUGAGUUAUUUUGUACGUGGCGUUUUUGUCAUUUGGACAUUUCCUAUAUUCUGUACUGAAGUGCAGGGAAAGCCGGGGGUUGGGGGGGGGGUGGAUCUGUUCACACUGUAAUCCGCUUUUCUUGCUCACACUGCUGGGAAGUGAGAGGAAUUUGUUCUAAUGUUGACGACGUAUGAACAGCUAACAAGUAUUUCUCUCUGUGUUUCUCCCUCUAUCGCUCUCUCUCUCUUCAUACACAGAAAAAGAGAAUGCAAAAAAAUAUUAAUUUUGUACUAUUGUUUUUUUUUUUUCUGCAACUCUAAGAUGAUAUCCAGAGAGACGAGUUGUGAACUGUUGGUAUAAUGCAAUAAACAUGGCUUUCUAAAACGGCUACAA
Molecule: messenger RNA, 7653 nt
Organism: Astyanax mexicanus (Mexican tetra)
Lineage: Eukaryota; Metazoa; Chordata; Actinopteri; Characiformes; Acestrorhamphidae
Product: myosin-9
Exons: 41
Coding region: 163-6045 (1960 amino acids)
Cellular component (GO): myosin complex
Molecular function (GO): actin filament binding; ATP binding; cytoskeletal motor activity
Source: RefSeq, a predicted model, not a curated record